CGCAAUGUUUUCUAUUGACGUUAAUCUUUAUAAACCAGGAAGAAGUAGCCUACUCGGAUAUUAAUGCUACACGAACGUAGAAACGGUGGGAUUCUAUCUCCAGGACCAGUAAAAGGAAACCAUUGAAAACUAGCCUAUCACAUAUGUCAAGGAGCCAAAAUGGUGAACUGCUGUGGAUUGGUAACUGUCAAGAAUGAACCAGUGCCUCUGAAGAGUAUUGCUGUGGAAGUGAGUGUGCAGGGGCAUGUGGCCACUGUGAGCUCCACUCUGCAGUAUGAGAACCAGGAGCAGAGCCCUCUGGAGGCCAUCUUUGUUUUCCCUCUGCCGGGAGAGGCUGCUGUCUGCAGGUUCAGCGCAAAGAUAGGACAGACUGAGGUGGUGGCUGAGGUUCAGGAGAAACAGAAGGCACAGGAGCAGUAUGAUGAUGCAUUGAGUUCAGGCCAGCAGGCCUUCCUAUUGGAGGAGAGUGAUGAGAGCCCGGACGUGUUCAAGCUGAGUGUGGGCAGUCUGCCUCCAGGGGAGAAGGCCUCUGUCAGCCUGGACUAUGUGACAGAGCUGGCUGUACAGGCUGACGACGGCCUGAGGCUCUGCCUGCCCGCCGUGCUCAACCCCCGUUACCAACCCCAGGGGUCAGACAGUGGUAGUGGUGGCAGUGCCCAGGUGUCCUCGGUGCCCGCUGGUUCUGUCCCCUACAGUCUGUCCCUCAGUGCCCAUGUGUCGUCCCCUCAUCCCAUCUCUAGAGUAGAGUCCAACUGUCCCCUGGACCCACUCAACUACCUCAACACAGAGAAAACCCAAGCCACGGUCAGUCUGGCUGCAGGUCAUCAGUUUGACCGGGAUGUUGAGCUGUUGUUGUAUUACCAAGACACCCAUCAGCCUACUGCUAUAGUAGAGGCAGCACAGGCUUCGGCCAAGCCAGGCUCUCUGAUGGGUGACCCAGUGGUCAUGCUGAGCUUGUACCCAGAGUUCCCCAAGGAUGUGAUGUCAUCUAUGACCUCACACGGGGAGUUCCUGUUCGUAGUGGAUCGCUCUGGCAGCAUGGAAUGCCCCAUGCACCUUGGGUCUGGGUCACUGGACCGUAUUAGCAGUGCCAGGGAAACUCUGCUGCUCUUGCUGAAAAGCCUGCCCAUGGGCUGCUACUUCAACAUCAUCGGCUUUGGGUCCAGUUAUGAGUCCUUCUUUCCUAAGAGUGUGGAGUACAGCCAGAAGACUAUGGAUGAGGCUCUGCAGAUGGUGAAAGAAAUGAGGGCUGACCUGGGAGGUACAGAGAUCCUCCAGCCUUUAAAACAUAUCUACAGCCAGCCCUGCCUCCCCGACCAGCCCAGACAGCUCUUCUUGUUCACUGACGGUGAGGUGGGGAACACCAAGGAAGUCCUGGAUCUGGUGAAGACGAAUGCCGGUUCUCACAGGUGUUUCUCCUUUGGGAUCGGGGAAGGGGCCAGCACUGCUCUCAUUUCUGGGGUGGCCAAGCAGGCCAGAGGGCACGCACAGUUUAUUACAGGACAGGACAGGAUGCAGCCCAAAGUGAUGCAGUCUCUCCGGUUUGCCCUGCAGCCAGCUGUGGUGGACAUCUCAGUCAAGUGGAAUGUCCCAAAGGAGGUGUCUGUCACCCUUCUGUCUCCACCAAUCAGAGUGAUCUUCCAGGGUCAAAGGGCACUUCUGUAUGCCCAGCUCACUGGGGAGAGCUCGGGGGACACAGAGGGCUCGGUGACAGUGAAGUACAGCCUGGCCAAGCAGCCUGUUGAGAACCAGCUGAGCUUCAGUCUUAAGCCUGCAGAGGACACUGGAAUGACCGUCCACAGGCUGGGUGCUCGAACCCUAAUCCAAUCCCUGGAGGUGGAAGAGAGGGAGCAGGAUGGUGAGAAGGAGGGAGCGAAAGAGAAGGUGAUAGAGCUCAGCGUCCAAUCAGGAGUGAGCAGUGCCUUUACUGCCUUCAUCGCUGUCCACAAAGGAGAUGGAGAGGCCCUGCAAGGACAGCUGCUACGCAGACAUGUCCCCACACCAAUGUUGUAUCACAGCUCCAUGCUCAUGAUGCAGUCGUGUGUUAUGCCUCUGUGCAGCCCCACGGUGAUGGCGUGUAAUCUGCAGAUGAGUGCCUCAGAUUUGGAUGAUUUAGAAGUAUUCGGCUAUGACUACAACUGUUCUGAAGACUUUGACUCUCCAGCCCCAACCUCUAAGCCUGUGAGGGACCCUCUCCUCCAGCUGAUCUCCCUUCAGAAGGCCUCUGGUUCCUGGGUCCUGGAGGCAGCAUUGGCUGAGGUGCUGGUGAAGACAGAGGAGGAGGUGUCCAAGCCAAAGCCUGCACAGGUGGACCAGGAGGUGUGGGCCACGGUUCUAGCCCUGGUAUGGCUCUAUGGUUUCAAGAUGGAGGCUCAGGAGGAGUGGCAGUUUCUGGCCAUGAAGGCAGUAUCAUGGAUUCAGGCUCAGAAAGUGGCCAGUGUGUCUGAGUGUGUCCAGGCUGGAAACACCCUUCUGGGUUGCCAAGUGCAGAAAGACACCCUGGGGCUCUGACAUGUUCACCCUCCCAGUCCUCAAUCUGUCCCCCAUAUACCUGCUACUCUACCUGGGGUGAGAUUUUCACACAACCCUGCCUGCUCCUAGCCCCCUACUCCAAGCAAACUGGUGGAGCUAGCAACUGUAUCCACCUAAACAAGCCUAAUUAUCAACCUCUUACCUAUAUCAGCCUAUUGUCAUUUACUGUUGGGACACUUAUGUAUCUCAAUGUAUUGGUUGUUAUUAACAUAUCACCAUUCAUCUACGUGCUACGUAUACAGCUAAACUUGUUUAGACUUUGCUUUGGUUAUCAAUUCCAUAUAGACUACUGGAAACAAUGUGUAUGCAGUACUUGUCAUCACUAACCAAAAUGCUUGGUAAAAGGCCUUAUUAUUGUAUGUAUGCAUUAUCCACGUAUAUGAGGCCAAAUGCAUGCAGGGAGAAGUUGUGGAUAAUAUGAAAAGCCAGAUGAGUGCCUAUCUGGGUGCCUUUACUGUGUGAUCAUGUAACACUGUCUCUGUAUUCAUGUAAUUCCUCAUAUACAUUACCGUUCAAAAAUUUGGGGUCACUUAAAUAUUUUCUUAUUUUUUUCCAUUUAAAUAACAUCAAAUUGAUCAGAAAUACACUGGAAUAACACAUGGAAUCAUCUAGUUACC
Messenger RNA from Oncorhynchus tshawytscha (Chinook salmon), 3149 nucleotides. RefSeq names its product von Willebrand factor A domain-containing protein 5A. Bases 160 to 2511 code for a protein of 783 amino acids. The record is from RefSeq and is a predicted model, not a curated record. The transcript is spliced from 19 exons. Lineage: Eukaryota; Metazoa; Chordata; Actinopteri; Salmoniformes; Salmonidae.